This is a messenger RNA of Mastomys coucha (southern multimammate mouse), 285 nucleotides long. Its product is annotated as 60S ribosomal protein L37-like. The record is from RefSeq and is a predicted model, not a curated record. Gene Ontology annotation, biological process: translation. Lineage: Eukaryota; Metazoa; Chordata; Mammalia; Rodentia; Muridae. Bases 1 to 285 code for a protein of 94 amino acids. Gene Ontology annotation, cellular component: cytosolic large ribosomal subunit; ribosome. The transcript has 2 exons. Gene Ontology annotation, molecular function: RNA binding; structural constituent of ribosome.
AUGAUGAAAGGAACAUCAUCCUUUGGAAAGCAUCACAGCUGGACACACACGCUGUGUGGCUCUAAGGCCUGCCGCCUUCAGAAGUCGACUUGUGGCAAGUUUGCCUAUCCUGACAAGCACGAGAGAAAGUAUAACUGGAAUGCCAAGGCUAAGAGGCAAAACACUACCGGAACUGGUCAGAUGACGCACCUAAAAAUUGUCUAUCGCAGAUUCAGACAUGGAUUCCGCGAAGGAACAGCAGCUAAACCCAAGAGGGCAGCUGUUGCAGCAUCCGGUUCAUCUUGA